Molecule: messenger RNA, 1581 nt
Organism: Saccharomycopsis crataegensis
Lineage: Eukaryota; Fungi; Ascomycota; Saccharomycetes; Ascoideales; Saccharomycopsidaceae
Product: Spt21 protein
Exons: 1
Coding region: 1-1581 (526 amino acids)
Biological process (GO): rDNA heterochromatin formation; regulation of transcription by RNA polymerase II; silent mating-type cassette heterochromatin formation
Source: RefSeq, a predicted model, not a curated record
AUGUCGACUAAAACAUCGAUGAUGGGCCUCAAGGUCACUUAUAGUUUUGAUGAUACUCAGGCCUUCUUGUCGAGAUCCGCCAGUGACAUGAAAAUCAAGUUUGGUGAGAUGGAGCUUUUCAAUAACGAGACGCGUCUUAUUGGGGUAGUCAAGUUGAGAGAAUGUCUUCAAGCGGUGAUGAGAUCCAGUCCAGAAGUCAUGAGUAAUCUAGCGACUAAACAUGAUUAUACUAUCUAUGUUUGCGAUUACAGUGAAGUUGAUACCCCGUUAGUUGGUUACGGCACUUUGUCAAAUUUGAUAAAUAAUGAUUUUACCGAUGUUUCCGAUGAUGAGCCUAGGGGAUCCAAGAGUGGUAAGGCCAAAGAUAUUCUAAUUCCCGGGAAAGUUGAGACAAAUAUUGCGAGUUUAUUAUACGGGAAUUCCAAAACAAAAAAUAUACUUUCGGUGAAACUAAAUUUCAAGAUCAUGGAACGACAGAAACCAAAAUUCGAUGGGAUUCCUUUUAGAAAUGCCCUAAUUAACAAUAAUAAUAGAAAGACCUCCAAGUCAAAGAGAAUUACGAACCCAACUCCUGCUCCUAAGGCCACCAGAACAUAUUCUUUACCAAUCAGACCAUUGGAAUUCUUGCCUCCAAAUACCAAUCUCACAAAAAACCAAUCGCUUGCCGACCAGCUUCGAAAUCUUAAUAAUGCUACUUCGUCAAAGCGCAAGUCAUUAUCAAACAAUGAUUCGUCAAUAAAGAAGCUUAGAAAGCACAGUAAUUCGUCGCUAUUACAGAAAACUGACGAGGCUUUCUUGAACCAUUCAUCGCUUGUGAAUUCACUUGUGUCAUUUCAAAAACCAUCAAAGAUAAUCGAGAAGAAAAAGAGUAGUAGUGGUAUUAGUAAUAAUAGUGAUAGCAAUACUGAUGACAACGAAACUAAAGCGAAGCCAGGGAAAAAAAAUAGUAACUAUUGGAUUAUUAUGGAAGAUAAUAAAGAACGCAAAGAUGGCAACAAGGAAAAUGUUCCCCCAAAUAAUUUGUCUUCCGAGGUUUCUGAUUUUUCGAUAUCUACUAACAGCUUGAUGAGCUGUCAUAACGUUUCUUCUGCUCCAACGUCUGACAACAGUGAAGAAUAUCAACUUACAGGCUUCAUCAAAAAGCAAACCGAAAACCAGACCAAAUUUGAUAAAGAAUUAGAAGAUUUAUUUGAAUUUGAUCCGGAUAAUUUUCUCAACAAUGUCUAUAAUAACACUGAUCAAUCACAAGUCAACAACAAUGUUGCGACCUCGACGCCGUUGAAUAAUAAUGUUAUUAAUCUCUCAAACAAUAUCCAGAACCAUUUGAUCCCAAUUCAUCCGAAAACUCUUUCAACCAUGGGGCUUCAAGAUUCAACGCUCAUGGUAACCCCCGAUGAUAAUGGAGGAACUCCAAAAGACUCGGAAGCAUUGACUCCAAUUAUUGAGCUGGCAUCAGAUAAGGAUGGCUCUGACGACAGUGAUAACAACCAGCAGCUUGCCACCAGCCCAGUUUACGAUGAUGAAGAUGAGAGUAUUGAUAAACUACCAUUAAGAUCUUCUCCAUUUUCAGUUUACGAUUGA